AACCACAAUAACCUAAAUGCAAUUGUAUUCGGUUUAUUUAUAACUAUUUCAAUUCAGCUGUUUAGUGCUUGGUAAACUUUAACUACAGAUUUUAUAUAAGCGGUCGAUAUGGAUAGAGGACUAUUAUUCAAUUGCGUUUUAUUUUUAAUAUGUUUAAAAUGUUUGUCAGGAGUUCCGAUUAAUAGCAGAAAUUCAAAAUUCAACAAAUUUGCUACAGACUACGCACAUGGAAUAGCCACUUUGAAAAAAGAAAUAACAUUUUUAAAGGAAAGAGUUGCGCAACUUGAGACAAAGGUUGAUAGUUCAGGAAAUGGAUUUUCAUCGUCAUCAGAAGACUAUGAAAAUAGUAAAGAUACUCACCGCAUUAUAAAUAAAAGAGCGGUUUUUAGAAGACGUUUUCGAAGACGUGAAGUAGCAUUUCAAGCAUCUUUAACAACAGAAUCGGCGGCAUUUGAACUGUACGAUACAAUUAUCUUCAACAACGUGAUAACGAACAUUGGUCAUGCAUACAACAAGCAUACUGGCAUCUUUACUGCACCUGUAUCUGGAACUUACACCUUUAACACAAAUAUCGUGUCAGAAAAAGGACAUUACGUUGAAGCAAGUAUAAAAGUUAAUGACAUAGUGACUGUUUCAGCAAUAAGCGAUCAUAGAAUCUCUCGAGAUGGCGGGUAUUUUACUACGUGGGACCAGGGAAAUGCAGUAGCUAUUUUACAGCUAAAUCGAGGGGACAAAGUUGCAGUAUCAGUGCAAUGGCCACAAGGAAACCAUGUCAUACAUGGUGUCGGAAAAUCUAGUUUCUCAGGAUAUCUUGUGAGAUCACAUGAACAUCGCUGAGACAACAUAUGAAAGUUGAAACUUUGCUUGGAGGCAAAUUAAAAAAAAAACAUUUAUACAAAAAGACUUCAAUUCAGCAGCAACAGAAUGUUUAUAGUUUUUGUUACAUUUACAAUUAGUACAUUCGAUUGCCUUUCUAUAAAAAAGUCUCAGGCUCAAGUAUCCUAGUGGAUUGAUGAUCGCCCCAAGACUGUCGCCCACUAUAUAUUAAAUAUUUAGAAUAGAUGUUGCAGAAACUGUUCUUCUUUAUAAUUACCAGAACAUUAUAGUUUUAAUCCACAAUAAUAAAAGAUAUUGUUUUGUCCAUAUGAAACAUGUGAAAGGUAUUUUCCUUUACGCCACUUUAUGUAAAAAAAAACAACAACAAAGACACAUAUCCAACAGAACACCACCAACGCCACAUCGGCGACAGUAUGGACGUAUCAGUUUCAAUAGGAACAUUGGUGAUAAACAAUUGUAAUAUGAACAGUAUUGAAAGACGGUAUUGAAAUAUGAAUUCCAGGUAGAACACUGGCAAUUAUAGUUACUGUAAUGACUAUGAAUUCCUAUUAUAACAUUUUAAACUCGAUCUCACCAUUUUGCGACCGUUUCGUUUACACUUAGAUUUUACUUUUGUUGAUAUUUCUUUUUUAUGUGAUAUUAUUUUUCUAAUAUAUAUAUUUUUACGUUUGCUUGUUUAUUUGGGAAUAAAAGUGUGUAUUGACAUAUACAUGUAUGACA
Mercenaria mercenaria is the source of this 1557-nucleotide messenger RNA. RefSeq names its product EMILIN-2-like. The transcript has 2 exons. NCBI's taxonomy places the organism in Eukaryota, Metazoa, Mollusca, Bivalvia, Venerida, Veneridae. Bases 109 to 837 code for a protein of 242 amino acids. The record is from RefSeq and is a predicted model, not a curated record. Gene Ontology annotation, molecular function: protein binding.